UCACGUGGUGGUUGUUCAACCCCAGUCUGACCAUGCUGUAACUGAACAGUACGAUUUGAUAAAGUUAGGAGUGUUAAAUCCACCGGAAUAACAUUUACACCCAAGUGAUCAUGUCGGAACUAAAGAUUAACAAAAAAUUCGCAGAAAGAUACGACAAGUAUAGACAAAAGGAAGAGCUGCAGAAAUUAAAGGACCGCUUUGGAGAUCAGGAUGAUGAUGAAGGCUCCUCAGGCUCAUCAGAUUCAGAGUCUGAUGAGAGUGAAGUGGAAUUUGAUCCCAAACUUGAGAGAGAUUUUUACAGGACGCUGUCUCUGUUGAAGAAGAAAGACCCAAAGAUUUAUCAGGAGGAUGCACAGUUCUACACAGAGGAGGCAUCCAACUCGGGCAGUGAUGAGAAACCCUCUACUUCCAAGAAGUCUGUAAAGCCAAUGUUCCUAAAGGACUAUGAACGCAAAGUCAUCUUGGAGAGGGGAGGAAAAUAUGAUGAUGACGAUGAUAGCGCUGAUGAAGAGGCUGCCAGGAAGAUGCAGGAGAGAGCUGCAUCUCCCAGCUACAUCCAAGAGCAAAAGCAACUAAAAGAGAGCUUUCGGCAGUUUGUUCAGGACAGCUGCGAUGAGGCCAGUGAUGAUGAGCUGCUGAAACGCAGGAACAAAACACAAGAGGAGAAGGACAAAGAGGAGGCAGACUAUGUGGAGUGGCUGAAAGGGCAGGCAGAGCUGGAGGGAAAGGAUGAGGUUCAGGACAUGAAAUAUCUACGAGAUUACUGGAACGACCCACAGCUGGACGAUAAGGAGACUUUUUUACGAGACUACAUCCUCAACAAAGGAUAUCUAGAGGAAGAUGAGGAGGGCAGAAUUCCCACCUACAAUGAGCUCCUGCAGGAAGAUGUAGACGACUCUGAGGAGGAAGGAGAAUCGUUCCUGCAGAAGCAAGAGGACUUUGAGAGGCAUUACAAUUUCCGCUUUGAGGAGCCCGGUGCUCAUAAGGUCAAGACGUAUCCCCGCACCAUUGCCACGUCUGUCCGAAGCAAAGACGACAGGAGAAAGAAAAAGCGGGACGAGGUGAAGGAGAGAAAGAAAAAAGAGAAAGAACAGAAGCAGCAGCAACUAAAGGAGCUGAAGAACCUGAAGCGAGCAGAGAUCAUGGACAAGCUGAAAAAAUUGCAGGAGCUGACUGGAAACGAGCAGCUGGCCUUCAGUGAGGUGGACCUGGAAGGUGACUUUGACCCUCAGCACCAUGACCAGCUCAUGCAGAAAUUUUUUGGAGAUGAAUACUACAAAGAGAAUGAUGAGGAGAAACCUCAGUUUGACGAUGACAAUGAGUUGGAAGGACAUUGGAAUUGGGACACGUGGACCGGUGAAGAUGAGGAAGGCUGUGAAGAGGAGAAGGAGUAUGAAGGCGAGGAGGAGAGCAACGAGCCUAACUGUGAAGAUCCUGACUUCAUUAUGGAUGCAGAUUAUGACCCCAAUCAGCAGGCUCUGUCUAAGAAGAAAAAAAAGAAACAGAAGGAGUUAAGGAAGAAAAAGAGUGGCGAUGAGGCCCCACUCAUGGGCAAAAAGAGAAAGAAGUCUCACUUUGCUGAGAUGAUCAUGCAAAACAAACCAGUGUUUGAUCCACAGGAGAAGACAUUUGAACAGUACCUCGAUGAAUACUACAAACUAGACUACGAGGACAUUGUAGAUGACUUGCCCUGCAGAUUCCGCUACCGUCAGGUCGUCCCGAAUGAUUUUGGCCUGACGACUGACGAGAUCCUGGGAUCAGAUGAAAAAGACUUGAAUCGCUGGUGCUCGCUGAAGAAGACCUGCAUGUACAGGUCCGACAGGCAAGAGCUCUGUGAUGUGAAGAAUUAUCAAAUCAAAGCGCAGAACGUCAAUAAAAAGAAACGAGUGUUGGCUUCUCUGUAUGCUGAGAACGAUGAGCAACUUGGGGAAUCCAGUGCUAAGGUGAAAGUGGGUAAGAAGAGGAGGGAUCGCAUAAAGAAUACAGAGAUGGAGAGUGAGAAGAUAUCCGAGGAGGAACAGGAAGUAGAGUGUGAUCAAGACGCAUCAGCAUCUAACUCGGCAGAGAAUCUAGCAGCUCAGGCUUUCGGAGACACGACUGUGGAGGAAGAGGAUGAUACAGUGUUCCUGGUGCCUAAGAAAAAGAUGAAAGUGGAAAAGACCACAGAAGCCCUGAGGACUGAAAAGCCUAAAUGGCCAAAGAAGAAUAUCCGCUGCCCAGGCGGACGAGUCCUUUCCGGGGCUUUGAAGGUGAAGAUGGGAGGCUGCGAGUUCAGCAGACAGAGACUGCGAGCCUAUGGCCUGAAUCCCAAGAGGCUGCAUUUCAGGGAAUUCUACAGGCAGAAAAGAAAAGAGAGAGAACAGAAAGAAAAGAAGGAAAAGCUGAAAAACAAAGGGAAAGAGUGAUACAGUGCAUAUGCUAAUGCACCUUAGACUGUAACAAGUGAACAGUUUAUUGUCUUGGAUGUCAUCAGGUGGAGCACUUGCUUAAUAAGUUAGGCAAGGAAGGAUAUCAAUAUCAGUGUACAGGAUUUUACAAGAAGCAAGGCUGUACAGUUAGGAUAGUGUCCAUUAGCUGUGUGCCCCUUGGUUUAAUAUUUAAUAUUGAAAUAACUUUUUUCAUUUUUAAAUAAAACAACUUUUCAGUUUGAUUUUAAACAAUGGGCUUCAGUAUUGCUUCAUCAUAAAUUAUAUAAAUUUACUUAUUGUGCUGCCUUUAAACAUCAAGACACUGAACUCCAAGUUGCUCCCAAUGGUAACUUAGCGCCUUGCAUGGCAGCUCUGCUCCCAUUGGGGUGUGUGUGUGAAUGAGAACCAGUGUAAAGCGCUUUGGAACCACUAAGGUUAAAAAAGUGCUAUUAUAAGUGCAGACCAUCACAUGCAAAAGAUCAAUUUAGUGAAUGUUUGUGUGGGAGAAUGUGUGUAAGUGAGAAUGUGGGUGUGGGAGAAUGUGUGCGCGAGUGUGUGCAUGAGAUCACAUGUAAGAGUGUGGGUGGAUACACAAUAUUCACAACAGCAUAUAUCAUACAUGCUUUCAUACUAUGUUUUAGAAAUUGUAAUGAAUCCACUGGUACUGUUUGAAAUUAUUAUGAGUGGUAGUAUCUGGUAAGUGUUGGGGGAUUGAUUUCAUAUUUUCCUGAAUCUUCCUUUUGACACUUUAUCCUUAAAGGUCAGAACCAAUAAAUGAAAAUUUGCAAUUUAUUUCAAUAAAAUUUCCAAACUGGAGUAAGUAAUUGUACAGUAUAGGAGUUACACUGGUAUAAAGAACAACGAAGUUAUAAUGAGAUGGCAAUGUAUGUACAGACUUCUCUGUUAAAAUAGCAAAAGUAGCAGCAGGCUCUAAAGUGCUUGGCAAUACCACAAUGCUGCAUAAACAUGAUAAUUUUGAAAAGUUCCAGAGGAGAGGGAGGCAGUGCAGAUAAACACUUAGAACAGUAUGGCAGAAAUGACCAAUGGGUAGCAUUGAGACAGGUGACAUUAUCCCAGUUAUUUUAAAUAGACUGCAGGCAAACUUUUGUUUUAGUCUGACUACAAUGCACAAUUCCAAUAGUAGUUCCACUAAUUUCUCUAGUUGAGGCUGCAUUUUGUAUGAUGCUGUCAGAAAGGGCUUCUUUUUGCAGCUCUUAUAUGGAGGUAGCAACUAACAGUUGCUUCUGGAUCUUCAGAAAUCAAGUUCUCCAAGUUCUUGGCAGUAGAUGGAUUGGCUGCCCUAAAACUAAAGGGGUGUUUGUGUGUGUGUGUGUGGUGCCUUAUGAUGGGCAGGCCUUCUGUUCAGGCUGUAUUCCCACCUUCCCACCAUUGUUCUCGUGUUAGACACCAGAUCAACUUCAACCCUGACCAGGAUAAGUGGUUACUGAAAUUGAAUGAAGUAAUGAAUGUUUCCCAAAUAUUGAUGGAUGGCAAAGUGAGUGUGCAAUAUCUUUGUCAAAUGUAAGAACAGAAUUUAAAAUAAAUAAAUAAAUCACAUAGUAAAUAAUACUAAUACUGUGUUUCAUGACAGCUUGACCUUUACAGACCACAUUUCAACAACUGCAUGAUCCUGUAGGUUCACUCUGUAUAACCAAGAAGAUCAGACCCUACCUCUGAACAGUCUACACAGCUACUAGUCCAGGCUCUAGUCAUAUCAAAACUGGACUACUGCAAUGCAUUACUCUCGGGCUCCCAGCCAGCUCCAUCAAACCCCUUCAGAUGAUUCAGAAUGCAGCAGCACCUCUCGUCUUCAACCAGCCCAAAAGAACC
This is a messenger RNA of Ictalurus furcatus (blue catfish), 4238 nucleotides long. RefSeq names its product KRI1 homolog (gene kri1). Gene Ontology annotation, cellular component: nucleolus; 90S preribosome. NCBI's taxonomy places the organism in Eukaryota, Metazoa, Chordata, Actinopteri, Siluriformes, Ictaluridae. Gene Ontology annotation, biological process: endonucleolytic cleavage in ITS1 to separate SSU-rRNA from 5.8S rRNA and LSU-rRNA from tricistronic rRNA transcript (SSU-rRNA, 5.8S rRNA, LSU-rRNA). The record is from RefSeq and is a predicted model, not a curated record. Bases 111 to 2405 code for a protein of 764 amino acids. The transcript is spliced from 19 exons.